AUAUUCAAGCCUUUGAAAGUAAGAAAAUAAAUAAACAAAUCUCAGCGCGAUGCUUUUGCACACUUCCCCAAUUACGGCACGGAUCGACGUCAAGUUGCUAUAAUAAAUCGAGCUGUGCUCGGUACAGCCGGCUCAGUGCAAGGCGCGCGCACUGCCUCUUCAUUAACGCGCGCUGUAUUCACGAGGUUAAAUACAACCAAGAACUUUGGCUCGCUUCGAAGUAGCCGAGUGUAUCGGCGUGAUGCACCUGCAACACUGCACUUCGCCAUCGGCCAGAAAUGCUGCCAGUGACUUUCCAGUCGAGUUGCUCACCGAGCACCACCCCGCGACGUCCUCCGGCGCCACCCCAGGGAACCACCCGGCACUAACAAAACUCCCCGCCGAGCUGACCAGCGAAGAAGACAAUAGGAGCGAGCUCGCGCCCGCGCGCAAUACCUCCAUUGGGUCCGACGCGCAGCGCACUUUGGAUGGGAGCCACGUGGAGAAGCGAAACGCGCCUGAGACGAACCGAGUGCGCACGACGACCGCCACCAUCUCCUCCUCGUCCACCGCGACCAUGUUCUCAUACGCGGCGCAACACGGACACACGCUAACGCCUUUCUCCAUAACCAAUCCGGGUCACUUUGUGGCACAUCAUACCGUCAUUCCAAACGGGCCGUACGACGGAGUCCUGUCAGGUGCGCCUCGACAGAAUUACUCGAGCGCCGGUUAUCCUUACGCACAGGCUUACAGUCAGGCAUAUCAGAGCGGCGCGUUGUACCCGCUCUCUUCAGCGCACGCGGGACUCAUGGCCGGCAAAGCACAAGUCUAUCUCUGCAACCGUGCGCUAUGGCUCAAAUUUCACCGGCACCAGACAGAGAUGAUCAUCACAAAACAAGGGCGACGCAUGUUUCCGUUCCUUAGCUUCAACAUUUCUGGACUUGACCCGACGGCUCAUUAUAAUAUUUUUGUGGAUAUUAUUCUGGCCGAUCCGAAUCACUGGCGUUUCCAGGGAGGAAAGUGGGUUCCGUGCGGAAAAGCGGAUACGAAUGUAACAGGAAAUAGAGUGUACAUGCACCCGGACUCCCCAAACACAGGAGCGCACUGGAUGCGUCAAGAGAUUUCGUUCGGUAAACUGAAAUUAACUAACAACAAAGGAGCUUCAAAUAACAGUGGACAGAUGGUCGUCCUCCAAUCGCUCCAUAAGUACCAGCCCCGAGUGCACUUGGUCGAAGUGAAUGAAGACGGGACAGAAGACUCCAGCCGGUCCGACCGCGUUCACACGUUCACCUUCCCGGAAACGCAGUUCAUAGCGGUCACCGCAUACCAGAACACGGAUAUCACCCAGCUGAAAAUCGAUCAUAAUCCUUUCGCCAAAGGAUUUCGGGAUAAUUAUGACACGAUUUACACAGCCUGUGACACUGAGCGCCUUAGCCCGUCUUCGUCUGACUCCCAGCGCGCGCAGCUGAUGUCGGCCCGGUACGCGGCUACCAGCUCCCUUCUCCAAGACCAGUUCGUCGGACAUUAUUCGGGUCCGGCGGGGAGCGUGGAGCGCGCGCUCUCUUUCACUAACAGCCUGGGGGGCUCGGAGCAAGCUGAGGACAGAUGGUUUAAUAACAGAUUAGAUUUUCCCGCUUCGACUUACGAGGCAGCUGAUCUGACUGGCAGCCUGCCCUCCUUGCUGCCCUAUCCUGCCACCGCAGGGGUCAAAGGUCAGACGCUUUCCGCUAGCCCAACUUCUGGUCGCGCGCUUCCUGCCUACUGCGCCACGCAGGCCGGCUGGGAGUCGCGCGCUACGGGUCUGCCGAGCUGGAUAACGGAGACCAGUUUUGAGCGCUCGUAUUUGUCUGAAGACGGACUGAACGUGGAGAAGGACGAGACAGCACCGAUAGUUUCCGAAGCGAGCAAAGACAAGGACGCAGCGGAUUCGGGAUGGACAGAAACACCGUCUUCGGUGAAAUCGGUCGAUUCAGGCGACUCGGGGAUUUUUGAGCAGGCCAAAAGGAAGAGGAUGUCGCCGCCCGUUUCGGAGGAGCAGUCACCGCUCAAAAGGGACCUCCAUAACGCACACGACGGAGCUCGGAAUAUGAACUACUUCACUUUUUAUUCACAUAGUUAAACCAGAGACCGUGUGGCAUGGAUCAUAUUUACUUUAUAUUUUUG
Molecule: messenger RNA, 2142 nt
Organism: Tachysurus vachellii
Lineage: Eukaryota; Metazoa; Chordata; Actinopteri; Siluriformes; Bagridae
Product: T-box brain protein 1-like
Exons: 6
Coding region: 242-2098 (618 amino acids)
Biological process (GO): commitment of neuronal cell to specific neuron type in forebrain; regulation of transcription by RNA polymerase II; cell fate specification
Cellular component (GO): nucleus
Molecular function (GO): DNA-binding transcription factor activity, RNA polymerase II-specific; RNA polymerase II cis-regulatory region sequence-specific DNA binding
Source: RefSeq, a predicted model, not a curated record